UCAGGAGCAUUUUCCUCGCUCCGGCUGAGGCGGCGGCUGAGGCGUCAGAAGCCAAAGCGGCGAUGAUGGCGAGCCGGCGCGGGGCGGCUUGGCGGCCGUGGCUGCAGCUCCUUCUGCUGCUCUCGUGGCGGUGCGGCGCGGCCCGGGCGGCGGCGCACAUCAAGAAGGCGGAGGCCGCCUCGUCGUCGCCUUCUUCUUUUUCCUCCUCGGAGGCCCCGCGCUACUUGGACGAGGCCGAGCUGGGCGAGACGCUGAGGCGGCUGGCGGAGGAAGAGGCCCCGCGCGGCCUGGCGCGCCGCUUCUCCAUCGGCCGCUCCAGCGAAGGGCGCGAGCUGUGGGUGCUGCGCCUCAGCGACGGCCUGCCGGAGGGCGGCGGCGGCGGCGGCGGGCCUCCCCUCGCGGGCCGCCCUCAGGUGAAGCUGGUGGCCAACAUGCACGGCGACGAGACGCUGGGCCGCGCGCUGCUGGUGCGCCUGGCCCGCGAGCUGGUGGCGGGCUGGGCCCGCGGGGAGCCCCGGGCGCGCCGCCUGCUCGGCGCCACCGACCUCUUCCUCCUGCCCAGCCUCAACCCGGACGGCUUCGCGCACGCCCGCGAGGGGGACUGCCAGGGCCACGGCGGGCGGGAGAACGGGCGCGGCUUCGACCUCAACCGCAGCUUCCCCGACCAGUUCGGAGCAGCAGGCGGCGGCCCCCCGCCGGACCCGGCCGCCGUGCCCGAAGUGCGGGCGCUGAUGGAGUGGAUGCGGCGCAACCGAUUUGUGCUUUCUGGGAACUUUCAUGGGGGAACUGUUGUUGCAAGCUAUCCAUUUGAUGACUCAAAGUUGCACAAGUCCUCUGGAAUCUACAGUAAAUCUGCUGAUGAUGAGGUUUUCAAAUACCUGGCCAAAGCCUACGCAUCGAACCACCCAAUCAUGAGAACGGGCACCCCAAAUUGUCCUGGGGAAGAGAAUGAAACUUUCAAAGAUGGCAUCACCAAUGGAGCUCAGUGGUAUGAUGUGGAAGGUGGAAUGCAAGAUUAUAACUAUCUUUGGGCUAACUGCUUUGAGGUCACCUUUGAAAUUUCCUGCUGCAAAUAUCCACCAGCUGCUCAGCUUGAGCAAGAAUGGCUGAAUAACCGGGAAUCUUUGCUCGUUUUUAUUGAAAAAGUACACAUUGGAAUUAAAGGAUUUGUGAGAGAUUUGGUCACUGGGGCUGCCUUGGAAAAUGCAACCAUUGCGGUGGCCGGGAUUGCUCACAACAUUACAACUGGACAGUUCGGUGACUAUUACAGAUUGUUGGUGCCUGGAACCUAUAAUAUCACAGCUUCUGUCACGGGUUACCUGCCAGUCACCACAGAGAACAUCGAGGUGAAGGAAGAAAAUGCAACUGUGGUGGACUUUUCCUUGCAUCCCGCCGUCACAGGGGUGACUUCCAGCCCUACCACCAAGGAAGUGCUGAUAACUGCCAACAACUCUCUUGCCGACGCAGCAACUACCACUGCUGUCAACAGAUCAAACACUGCUCGCCAGGUGAUCCAGCCGGAUGAUUUUCGCCAUCACCACUUCCCUGAUAUGGGUAUCUUUCUGAGGAAAUACGCCACUGAGUACCCCAACAUUACCCGACUCUACUCGGUAGGCAAGUCUGUGGAACAAAGGGAGUUGUACGCGAUGGAGAUAUCAGAUAACCCAGGCAUUCACGAAGCAGGUGAACCGGAAUUCAAGUAUAUUGCCAACAUGCAUGGCAACGAAGUCGUGGGACGGGAACUGCUCCUCAAUCUCAUAGAGUACCUCUGCAAGAACUACGGAACGGAUCCCGAAGUGACUGACUUGAUCCAAAAUGUUCGGAUACAUAUCAUGCCAUCCAUGAACCCCGAUGGCUACGAAAAAUCUGUAGAAGGUAGCCUUGCGUGCCAACUUUUUUCUGACACGUCUAGUAAAAGGCGUUGGGCAAGGAAGGGUGGCGGUUUCAUAAGGCAAACUGCUCCAGCUUUUUCUCAUGUGCGACUCAACUUUAGCCGUAAUGUACGUAAAGAGGCCUCUCUCUUUUCUGUGUUUUAGCCCAGAAUUUCUUCUUUUCCUUGACUCAUCUCUGUUCCUGUUUCCUAACUUUUCUCCAUUGUACUUCAUUUACCUCAUAUUACAGAAGUAAGGACUUUAUCGAG
Messenger RNA from Crotalus tigris (Tiger rattlesnake), 2140 nucleotides. RefSeq names its product carboxypeptidase D-like. NCBI's taxonomy places the organism in Eukaryota, Metazoa, Chordata, Lepidosauria, Squamata, Viperidae. Gene Ontology annotation, biological process: proteolysis. The transcript has 6 exons. Gene Ontology annotation, molecular function: metallocarboxypeptidase activity; zinc ion binding. The record is from RefSeq and is a predicted model, not a curated record. The coding region runs from base 63 to 2036 and encodes 657 amino acids.